CUUUUUCUUUAAAUUCCUAAUCGUCGUCGUCUUCUUCUUCAUCCCACUCCAAACCAGAGUGAGCAAGGUCUUCAUUCUCAGUCUCUGGUUAAUCUCUCCUGCGUUUUGUGUUUGGAUACGAUGAUAGAGUCAGUUACUCUUCGUUCUUGCGGGUGUCCUAUUCUACUGGAGGCUAAAGAUAUUCAUGGAAUAACGGCAUCGAGAUUAUCACCGUCGAUGACGAGAUUUAAUUCCAGGAUCUGUUGUUCCACGACGAGGAGCAACCAUUAUAUACCGAAGCUGGAGCCGUUUAGCAGGACGAAGUUCGAGCGUGUCAUCAAAGAGCCUCCUCUGAUCGAGAAAUCCGAGACCGAGCUCGCAGAUUACUGUUCAACGCUUGAAGGAGAUGAUUCUUAUAGCUGUUGGAGGGCUUAUUUCGAGCUCAAAGAUCUUGAGAGAGAGUCAUCAAAGGAGGAUGUAGAGAAGCUAAUUCUUCAAGCCGGCGGUGUCAAGUCCUUAAUCGGGUGCUUACAUGGAAUUGCAUCAAUCCACAAAGGAAAAGCCAACGGGUUUGGUGUGGCAAAGCCAUCUGAUGCAGAGAAAGAAGGAGACAAACAUUUUCAUAUUCCGGACGGACUGCCAAAGUCACCAGAAGAGAUAGAGGAAGAAGAGAGGUCAAGAAUGCCAGAUUCACCGUACACUAGAUUGCUCCGAACCAAAGGGAAGUUCCCUGCGUGGUACUCGCCUGUACCGGAUCACGAAACAGAUUGAUUCAAGGAGCUAGCUUGGAUGUUUUGGAAAAAAAAAAAAACUGUCUUUACCAUGCUUGGUUAUAGUUAUAUAUGUGGAUAAGUUUAAGUGUCUAUAGAUUGUUUUGGGAAAGUAUUAUUAUUAUGGGGAUUUCACUUUCUGGCUUGUGUCCAUCUAAAAUUACUCUAAGAACAAGUUAAUGUGUGAUCAAAAACUACUGUUCCUUGCAAGUUUGUAUGUAAAUUUUGAUAAUUUUGCAAGUUGUGAAUUGAAUCUAUUACUGAUCGGCAAUGAGGAUUGGAAUUUGGAUUGA
Molecule: messenger RNA, 1042 nt
Organism: Carica papaya (papaya)
Lineage: Eukaryota; Viridiplantae; Streptophyta; Magnoliopsida; Brassicales; Caricaceae
Gene: MEE14
Product: maternal effect embryo arrest 14
Biological process (GO): pollen tube guidance
Cellular component (GO): cytosol; nucleus
Molecular function (GO): mediator complex binding
Source: RefSeq, a predicted model, not a curated record